Messenger RNA from Verticillium nonalfalfae, 1047 nucleotides. RefSeq lists its product as uncharacterized. Gene Ontology annotation, molecular function: oxidoreductase activity; nucleotide binding. The record is from RefSeq and is a predicted model, not a curated record. Bases 1 to 1047 code for a protein of 348 amino acids. Lineage: Eukaryota; Fungi; Ascomycota; Sordariomycetes; Glomerellales; Plectosphaerellaceae. Gene Ontology annotation, biological process: NADPH regeneration. The transcript has 2 exons. Gene Ontology annotation, cellular component: cytoplasm.
AUGAUUGGAAUCGCCCUUCUCGGCGCGGGCCUCUUCGCCCAGGAGCAACACCUCCCCGCCGUCCAGUCCAGCAAAACUUUUGAGCUCCGAGCCGUCUACUCGCGCUCCCUCAAGUCGGCCUCGGCCCUGGCCGCAAACACGUCAUCCCCCGACGCGGUGACGACCUACGCAGACGAUCACCCGACGCCGUCCCGCUCGCUCGCCGACCUCCUGGCGCGCACCGACGUGAGCGCCGUCAUCAUCUGUCUGCCCAUCCCGGCGCAGCCUGGCGCCAUCCGUCUCGCCCUCGCCGCAGGGAAGCAUGUUCUCUCAGAGAAGCCGAUCGCGCCCUCCGUCGCCGACGCCCGCGCCCUCGUGUCCUGGCACCAGUCGCUCGCGCGCGCGCCCGUCUGGGCCGUCGCCGAGAACUACCGCUUCGUCGACCCCCUGACAUUUGGCGUCGCGCAGCUGCGCGCCAUCGGCGGCGCCGUCGUGACGUUCCGCCUCGACAUGUUCUCGCUCGUCGCGGACGAGAGCAAGUACUUCAACACGGCGUGGCGCAAGACGCCGGCGUACCAGGGCGGGUUCCUGCUCGACGGCGGCGUCCACUUCAUCGCCGGGCUCCGCAUGCUGCUGGGGGCUGUCGGAGACGAUGUCGGCGAGGUCUCGGCGCACACGGCGCUGCUGCAGGCGAAGCUGGCGCCCGUAGACACGGUGCAUGCUGUGGCGAAGACGGAAAGGGGUGCCCUCGGCACGAUGAGCAUAUCGUUCGGGACCGAGUUCAGAAGCGGGUUUGAGGUGCAGGUUGUCACGACGGAGGGAUCGGUCACGAUGACGCCAGUGGACGUGAAGGUAGCGAAGCGGGGUCAAGAUGGAAAGAAGGUGGAGGAGAGAAGGGAGUUUACGAGGUCUUCGGGCGUACCGGCCGAGCUCGAGGCUUUCGGCGCGAGUCUGGGAAAAAGCACUGCUGAUGAGAGGCAGAACACUGCACAGGCACUGAAGGAUCUGGCGAUUCUACAGGGUCUGCUUGAAUCUGGUGCGGCCGACGGGCAGGCGAAACAGGUUUAA